AUGACCAUAAUUCAUAGGUUUAUUUCUUACUGUUAUUUAUGGCUACCAAAGUAAAUUUAGAAAUCAGUCUAAAAAACGCUAUUUUAAUAACAGGAAAAUGGUUAGGUUUAUAAAAUUGAAUUUUCCAAUGGAGAAGUGCAAAAGAUAAUAAAUUUUGAAAAUACAAUCAAUUAUAUAUAAUUUGUUGGAGUAAAGAAUUGUCUUUUAUCUUUAGUCAUUCCAAGUUAUUAAAAAAAUGAUUGA
Messenger RNA from Paramecium tetraurelia, 243 nucleotides. RefSeq lists its product as uncharacterized. The transcript is spliced from 2 exons. The record is from RefSeq and is a predicted model, not a curated record. NCBI's taxonomy places the organism in Eukaryota, Ciliophora, Oligohymenophorea, Peniculida, Parameciidae.